Molecule: messenger RNA, 2968 nt
Organism: Vitrella brassicaformis
Lineage: Eukaryota; Vitrellaceae
Source: the annotation of a GenBank genome assembly
AGCGACUGAAAAUUGUGGAAUAGACUAAAAUCGACAGUUUCGCGUCUCCGCGUCUCGUCGCGAAAAUCUCGCCGCACACUCCGCUUCUCUUUAGUUGCAACAACUUCUGCACCAGCCACUUCACUCAAUGCCAUGCACGCAUCAACCCAUCCAUCCGCUAUCACCAAAACUUGAGUGCCACGUGGCGGCACGCGAGAGCAUACGACACACCGCUCCACACGAUACAGUAACUGAGCGGAGCACGACACACACAGCUGGUUUGUGGGUUUGUGGUUGGUUGGCUGGUCCCCUGGCCAGCUUACAGCACGAGUAUCGCGAAUGCGGUCGCCGGCGGUUGCAGCAGCGUCUGCAUGGUUACAUUCACCAUACCCGUCAGCUGAUUCGCCUGACCGACACAGAGAGAAGCCAUGGACGAUCGGCGCCACGCCGACUGCAGUGCGUUCCGACCAGUAGAAAGAUGGCCAGCAUGUUCUUCUGCACGCCAUCGAGAAUGAAGAUCCGCUGACGACUGCCUGCACAAUACAUGCAAAGAGCACAACAUAGACUACUCGUAGAUCAGUGGCCGUACCAAUGAAUAGGUUAGCGGCGAGGCAGCAUGCGAGCUGCCAGGAAUGGUGGCUCACGCACAACAACACAAAGGGCAGGUUGCUCUGGAAGACAAGAAGACAGGUAUGGAUGGAUGGAUGAAUGAGCGUGCGAGCGUCCGCGUACGACGGGCUGCUUACUGACCAGUCUCCUUGACGGCAUCAGCCCCCAUCUCUUGUCAAGGUAGACCACCAAAAGAAACGUCACCACACACCAACUGAACCAGAGGACACACGCACCACUCAUUCUCACACGAACAAACCGUCUGUGGCGUGGUGCGGUGCCCGUGCGGUGCGUGUGUACCCCAAUAGCUUGGUCAGCGUGAUGCGGGUGGGUGGCGCCCUGACGACAGGAACCGCAAACACACAGACAGAUAGGUAUGCACAGACAUCUCCGUGUGUGUCGGCCGAGCACCUUUCCGGUUUGAGGAUGCGCCCAUGGCCGACGCCAAUCAGAAACAGAGACAACAGACCUCAACACCACACCGCACCACAAAACGCGCACGUCGAUCCGAGAGUAAAGUCGGCGCGCGUAGCCUGUGUCGUGUAUUCCUCACUCACCGAUACUGCCCAGAAUGCCUUCGCGAUUGGCACUGAAGAAAGCUGGAGACACACAGGCAACCAUACAAGUCAGUCAACACUUGGUGCAACCAGUCGGAGCGCUCCUGAUGUACAUGUUCUUUCGGCAUUGAGUAUGAAGCCGCCCACACCGCAGUUCAGCACCAACUCGUACACUGCAUACACACACACACACACACACACACAUAUACAGAGGAGAUGCAUGUGUGCGGGAAGGAGCCACACAGCAGGUAGGAAAGGUACCCGCAGCUAUGAUGAGUCCAGCCGCGUCGGCCCACUCGGCGGGGAACAGACGAUUGACCACCAAUGACGAACCUGGCACGACACACAUCCCAAUCAGCAGACAUAUAUGGCUGGACUCACUGGCCACUGUUGCUGUACCUCCCCACCUAAUGUCACCAGGGCGAUAGAGAAGAAGAAGUUCCAGUGGACACCGUACUCAGAAGUGGGCACCUGCACACACACGACACGCCCAUGGCGGCAUCCGUUUAGCCGCGCCGCCGUCCUUUCUCAUGCUCACGUGGUAGUCGACGCCCCACACGAGGAUCAAUCGAAUGGCGCCCAGCAGUAGGAGGGGCCACAGGCUGUAGGCUGUCACGCGAAGGGACGUUGGCGCUCUGCUGCCUGUGCAGCACACGCAAACACAGAUGUAAAGCCACACAAAGCCACACUAAUGCGUAUGGUGCCUAAGUACCUCUGGCAGCUUUGGAAACCAUGCCGCCCGCUAGGGUGAAGAAACCGACGCCCCCGUCCAUCUGACGGAACAAGAGCGUGGACAACGCUCAUCCACGGAUGGAUGGAGGGGAGAGGCGGUAUGUUAGCCCUCAAUUACUCACCACAGAGAAUCCGUAGUUUUCAGUCUUGGCGAGCCGCCGCGGGUAGAUGAAAAAGUCGACCGCAAGAAUGGCUGACACAUCCAUCCAUCCAUCCAUCCAUCGGUAUUCCGAUCUUAAAGAUCUGCCGGCGAACCAAUGUUUGUUCCAAUGGCGCCAACAGCCCGAUAGUCAGAUAUGUAGCACGGACGCCUGUAGAAUCCACACACAUGAUCCAGGCACAGCCUUGUGUGGCCGUCACAGCCUUCAUUCUGCUCACUUUGGCUCUGCACAAUGCGGCCGCGUUUCAGCUGACCUUCCUUAGGGAAACACACAACACAGACAAACAGACAAAGAAACAAACAGGCAGGCAGGCAGGCAGACGGGAGCAUCAACCAAGAGCAAAGUGCCGGUCUCUCUUCGACUACUUGUGUGCGUACCAGAAGUCGCUCGUGCGGAAGAUCCGUCCAUCAGCACCACUCGAGGCCUUUCGCCUCUCCGUCAUGACAGCAAUGGCGACCACGCCCAGCUGGCCGCACAUGACGCUCACAGACAGGCGAGGCGCACAGAAGAGCACCAGCAGCGGCAUCACUACCGCAAGGAACUCCAGUACAAAGCGGAGCACAAGGGAGCUCGGCCACCGCAGCAGCACCAUGAGGGCGUGGCAGAAGAGAAUAGACACCUGCAGACAGACAAGAUACCAACCGGCACACGCACACAAGGGAGGGAGAGUGAAACACCGUCGUGUAGCUUUUGGGUGCCUCACUGCUGGAGAUGCGCCGAUGAGGAAGAGUUCCAGGUGUGCUGCGCCGGUCUCGUUGACAUAUGCCGUCUGCUGGAUCUGGCUGUACUCAUCCCUGGACACUCUGGUGCGGCAGACGCCAUCAUCAGGUGACAGCGCCACAGAAGGGCAUUCGAACCAUUCAUGAAUGAAACUCAUUGCUAUAGCAUCUACAAACCUUACUGGCUCUCACGAGAUCCUCAGCGCCUCAG